AUGCCUUGGAGUUGCUGUGAAAAUUUGGCGAUCAUUAGAAUUGUGCUAACAAACAAUACACAAACAGAAAAGUGGAAGUCUAAGAAAAAUGAAGAAGAAGUUUUUGUCUAUAGGCCGAAAAAAUUUAUCUAUAACAGUGAAACGCAUGUAACUACCAUUUUUUUUCCGUAUGAUUUAUUACCAGGAUAUUACACUCUGAAUAUAACAUUUUCCGGUCUUAUAGCUGAAGAUGGAGGAUUUAGAAUUUACAUGAAUAAACAAAAUGAUAGAGUGUGGUUGACUGCAACGCAUUAUUAUAAAUUUGCGACUCGAAAAUUAUUUCCAUUUUUGAAGGAUACUCUAUAUGCUAGUUAUAACAUUUCUAUAAAGCAUCAUACAAACUACACGGCUUUAUCAAAUAUGCCCGUCCAAGAAGUAAAUAUGGAUGAAAAUAAUAUGCAAUGGACACGCUUCAAACCUACGCCUAUAAUUCCCGUUUAUUUCAUAGUAGCGGGUUUGUUUCAUUUUACUUCAGAAACAAAUCAGAGUUUCAGAUUGUUGUGCAGAGCAGAAAUAAAACCACAUGUGCAAUUUGCAUACUCACUUGUUAAAAAUAUUACGCAGUUCUUGAAGGAAUUGCCGUAUAUCAGGAAAACUCCGGAAGAAAAUCACAUCGCAAUUCCGGGGUUGUUCGACGCAGAAGAAAUAAUGUUGGGAUCCGUUCUUUAUAGAGAAGAAGAUAUUAUCUUUAAUCAAGAAACAGAUGAUAAGAUGCGCAAAAUUGAAAUAGCGCGGGUAAUAGGAUAUAAGGUGGUACACGAAUGGUUUUAUAAUGGAAUCAAUCCAUAUGAGUGGCAAUUCUGGUUAAGCAAAGGUUUUGCUAUGUUCUUUGGAAUUUACGCCACCAAUGAGACACUUCCGUAUUUUGGGAUACGAGAUUUCUUUGUGGUUCAAAUGCAACAUGAUGUUCUUCAUUGGAGCACUAAGAACACAUGGCCGCUCACAAAUGAAUCAAGAUUCAAUAGCUCUUUUGAAAUUCCUCGUUACAUCAAGGGUAUAAACAAGCAAAUAGUUCAUUGUCGAUAA
Molecule: messenger RNA, 1065 nt
Organism: Camponotus floridanus (Florida carpenter ant)
Lineage: Eukaryota; Metazoa; Arthropoda; Insecta; Hymenoptera; Formicidae
Product: aminopeptidase Q-like
Exons: 5
Coding region: 1-1065 (354 amino acids)
Biological process (GO): proteolysis; peptide catabolic process
Cellular component (GO): cytoplasm
Molecular function (GO): peptide binding; zinc ion binding; metalloaminopeptidase activity
Source: RefSeq, a predicted model, not a curated record